AUGGGCUAUCCACAAGAUCUGGUGCAUUAUGAUGUUCGAAGGAAGUAUGAGUUGGCUAACAACUUCUCGAUCGAGCUCAGUCACUUCAGAAGAAGUUCAGACGUUGUGCCGUCACCUGUACCUACCUCGCCCGGCAAGGCGAAUCACAUGGCAAUCUUUACAUGGGCAUUGGUCCGUAAGAUACAAGACCCGGAAACUCCCAGCUCUUCUUUCGUUGACGUUCUUAAUCGAGAAUGGGUCAUAUCGUUCUUUGCUGCCAUCGGUUUCCAUGAUCGCAAUGCGAUUGACCAAUGGAUGCAGCUUGGCUUUGCGGUGACUAAGGACAAAACGUUCUUCAAAAAGCAAAAUAACGAGAAGAUGUUCGCCAUACCACUUAGCAUCAGUACCACUUAUUUGCGUGGUGAAGUCGUGCGCAAAGCUUGCGAUAUAUUAAGGGGAUAUAUUACAAAGGCAAACGAUGCUGGUCUCAAAGGAGUCUUCCCCUAUCUGCAGCUAUAUGUAGGGCAGCUACCAGCUGCACUACUACUGCAACUCUCUACGCAGCUUCUGCGCUUGAGGUGGAGGCCCAGAGAAGAACAUCAGGAAGCUGAUGAUUUGACCAAUUUCAAUUUCAAUCGCUCUGAUCUUGAUCUGAGAGUCAACUGCAGCUUGAAGGAUUUGCAACUGGAUCUCUUUCAUGAAUUGGCUGCUUCUUAUGACGCCUACACACUUGCAAAGGUGGAGCUGAAGGCUGCAGGACGCAAGGAAGGGCCGACAUCAAAGAAGCAGCGCAUGUUGGAGAAGACGAAUUGGUGA
Messenger RNA from Symbiodinium sp. CCMP2456, 795 nucleotides. The record is from the annotation of a GenBank genome assembly. Lineage: Eukaryota; Dinophyceae; Suessiales; Symbiodiniaceae.